This is a messenger RNA of Clonostachys byssicola, 942 nucleotides long. The record is from the annotation of a GenBank genome assembly. NCBI's taxonomy places the organism in Eukaryota, Fungi, Ascomycota, Sordariomycetes, Hypocreales, Bionectriaceae.
AUGAGAAUCGGAGUUGCACCAGCAAGCACUCGGACGUGCAGUGCUGCCAUUCGUUCCCUUCUGGAGCAGUCUUCCAACUCUGGCAGCACAAUUGAAGUCAGAGCCUGGUAUAGAGACUUGGCUAAAGCACCCUCCGAGUUUCUUUCGCACCCUCAAUUCGAAGCAGUACAGGGCGAUGUUUCCGACGCCUCCUCCUUAGAUUUUGAAGGCUGCGACGUGGUACUCACAGUCCCUCCUCCAUUCUUUACGCAUGAGGACAUGGUCGCGUUGUCAGAAAAUAUGAGCCGCAAUAUCAAGAGCGCCAUUGAGAAAUCGACCACCGUGAAGCGUCUUGUUAUGCUUAGCAGCAUGGGUGCGCAUCUAUAUGAUGGCGUGGGAGAAAUCAAAACCAAGACGGCAGCUGAGCGAAUUCUGGUUGAGACAAAAGUCCCAAGAAUCACUGUUAUUCGCCCUGCCUACUUCAUGGAGAACUGGGCUACCCAAUAUCCCACGCUCAAGGCCCAAGAGCCUUCUUUGGUGUCGUAUCUGACCCCCGCAGACUGGAAGCUCGAGAUGGUUUCUAUCAAAGACGUCGGCAAGGCUGCGGCGAAGGAAGCGACAACAGAGGCUCCGCAGUCGACUCCAGUCUACAUCUACGAGCUUCAGGGGCCUAAAAAAGAAGGAUAUUCUUCCCUCGAUGCGCGGGAUGCGCUUGCCAAGAUACUCGGGAAGGACGUUAAUCUGAAGCUGAUUGAGAAACCCAAGCUUGCUGAGUUCUUUGGGGCGUUUCUGCCUGCUGGGUGUGUCAAUGAGUUUGUGGAAAUGGCGUCAAGCUUUCUUCCAGGAGGGACACUGAGCGUCAGCCCUUCUCAGGCCAACGUAGUCCAUGGAGGGACCAGCUUGGAGUCUGCAUUGGAGGAGGCGAUCCGUGAGCAGGAAAAGAUUAGCGGAAGCAGCGCUUAG